CUCUUCCACGAGUACAACGCGUUCCUGGCGCGGGAGCCGCGGCCGCCGGCGGGCCCCGAGCGCUACGACGAGUGCCUGAUCGGGCUGCUGGGGGGGCUGCAGGAGAAACCCGACCAGAAGGAUGGGAUCUUCACCAAGGUGGUGCUGGAGGCCCCGCUCAUCACCGAGAGCGCCCUCGAGGUCAUCCGCAAGUACUGCGAGGACGAGAGCCGCACCUACCUGGGCAUGUCCACGCUGAGGGACCUGAUCUUCAAGCGGCCCUCGCGGCAGUUCCAGUACCUGCACGUGCUGCUCGACCUCAGCUCCCACGAGAAGGACAAGGUGAGGCAGCAGGCCCUGCUGUUCAUCAAGCGCAUGUACGAGAAGGAGCAGCUGAGGGAGUACGUGGAGAAGUUCGCCCUCAAUUACCUGCAGCUCCUCGUGCACCCCAACCCCCCCUCCGUGCUCUUCGGGGCCGACAAGGACACAGAGGUGGCAGCCCCCUGGACGGAGGAGACGAUCCGGCAGUGCCUGUACCUGUACCUGGCGCUGCUGCCCCUCAAUCACCGGCUGAUCCACGAGCUGGCGGCCGUCUACACCGAGGCCAUCGCCGACAUCAAACGCACCGUGCUCAGGGUCAUCGAGCAGCCCAUCCGUGGGAUGGGCAUGAACUCCCCGGAGCUGCUGCUGCUGGUGGAGAACUGUCCCAAGGGCGCUGAGACCCUCGUGACGCGCUGCCUGCACAGCCUCACCGACAAGGUGCCCCCCUCCCCUGAGCUGGUGCGCCGGGUGCGUGACCUGUACCACAAGCGCCUGCCGGACGUUCGGUUCCUCAUCCCCGUCCUCAACGGGCUCGAGAAGAAAGAGGUGAUUCAGGCGCUGCCCAAACUCAUCAAACUCAACCCCAUCGUGGUCAAGGAGGUUUUCAAUCGACUGCUGGGGACACAGCACGGUGACGGCUCGUCCUCGGUGUCUCCGCUGAACCCGGGGGAGCUCUUGGUGGCCCUGCACAACAUCGACUCCAGCAAGUGUGACAUGAAAUCCAUCAUCAAGGCCACCAACCUGUGCUUUGCUGAGCGCAAUGUGUACACAUCAGAGGUGUUGGCCGUGGCGCUGCAGCAGCUGCUGGAGCAGAACCCCCUGCCCGUGCUGCUGAUGAGAACUGUCAUACAGGCCCUGGCAUCGUAUCCUCGCCUGGGGGGCUUUGUGAUGAAUGUCCUGUCCAGGCUGAUCAUGAAACAGGUGUGGAAGCACCCCAAGGUGUGGGAGGGGUUCAUCAAGUGCUGUCAGCGCACUCGCCCCCAGUCGUUCCCGGUGGUCCUGCAGUUGCCCCCCCCCCAGCUCGCCGCCGUCUUCGAGAAGUGCCCCGAGCUGAGGGAGCCCCUGCUGGCCCACGUCAGGGCCCUCACCCCACACCAGCAAGCGCACAUCCCCCUCUCCACCAUGGCCGUGCUCGAGGCCUCCGCUCGCCACGACCCCGGGAGGGACCCCGGGAGAGUCCUCUGA
Messenger RNA from Myiozetetes cayanensis, 1485 nucleotides. RefSeq names its product symplekin-like. The record is from RefSeq and is a predicted model, not a curated record. The transcript has 16 exons. Gene Ontology annotation, cellular component: mRNA cleavage and polyadenylation specificity factor complex. NCBI's taxonomy places the organism in Eukaryota, Metazoa, Chordata, Aves, Passeriformes, Tyrannidae. The annotation marks the transcript as partial.